This is a messenger RNA of Aspergillus mulundensis, 2451 nucleotides long. RefSeq names its product putative rhamnosidase B. The record is from RefSeq and is a predicted model, not a curated record. Gene Ontology annotation, biological process: carbohydrate metabolic process. The transcript is spliced from 3 exons. Lineage: Eukaryota; Fungi; Ascomycota; Eurotiomycetes; Eurotiales; Aspergillaceae. The coding region runs from base 1 to 2451 and encodes 816 amino acids.
AUGCAGAGAGUAACCCCCGAGGAGCAGAAAACAAUCAACGCCCUCCAAUCCUCCUGGGUCUGGGUCCCGAAUUGGACCGACUCCCCACCCCCAAACACCAAUACCGCCGGGCGAAGAGUGCACUUCACGCGCACAUUCACACUCUCCUCUCCUCCCAAACAAGCACUCAUCCACCUCACCGCCGACACGCGCUACAAGCUUUUCGUUAAUGGUAACCGCGUAGCAGUCGGCCCGACACGCGGGAGUCCGAGUAUCUGGUACUACGACACGCUGGAUAUUGCAAAAUAUUUGCGGCAGGGACAGAAUGUGCUUGCUUUCGAGGUCCUGCGGUAUUUCUUCGGUGUUAGGGCCGCCAUGCCGUUUCAGAGGACGGCGGUGCCCGGGUUGAGUGUUGUGGGGGGUGUGGAAACGGACAAUGGGGUUGUUGAGAUUGGGACGAUCAGGAAGGAGGAGUGGGAGGGGAGGGUUGAUGAGGGUGUACUGUUUCCGAUGGGACUGGUUGACGAUCCGUUUCUGCAUAUCAACGAGCGCAUCGCCCCCGUCCCUCCAUCUCCGCCGGUAACCCCUGUUCUAUACGGUAUCAAACCCCUAAACGGCGAGCUGGCGCCCUGGAGACUCAGGCCUCGGCCUAUCCCAAUGCACGAGGAGAGCAGCAUGGCCGUUAACACGGUCCGUUCAUGCCAGAGCACGCUUUCAGCAGAAGAAUGGACCGCUGGACUCGCGCCAUACAACAGUAAACCACUUAUCCUCCCAGCAAACUCAUCCCAUACCCUCGAACUGCAAGCAGAUGGGCACUCAACAGCCUUUCUCCGCUGGGUCUUCCAGUCCACCGGAAGCGCAUCAACCAUCCAUCUCAAAAUCACAUACAGCGAAGGCUACGAGCUGAACCCACGCGACUACCCCUUCUUCCGAACCAAAGCCGACCGUCUCGACGCAGAAAACGGCCACCUCCUCGGGCCCUACGACGACAUCCACCUCGAUAUCCCAGCAGCCGGCAUCAAGGCCUACGAACCCUUCUGGUUCCGCACCUUCCGCCUCCUCCGCCUCGACCUCAGCAUCGGAGAACAGCCGGUAACCCUAACAUCACUAACAGCAACGCAGGCAAAUUACCCAAUGAACGUAAAAGCCUCCUUCAACAACCCCACCGACCCCGACACAUCAGCCAUCUGGUCCGUCUCCCUCCGCACCCUGAGAAACUGCAUGUUCGACGCCUACGCCGACUGCCCCUUCUACGAGCAGCUGCAGUAUAGCGGCGAUAGUCGGAGUGUAGGACUCUUCCACUACUACCUCUCCGGCGACGAGCGGCUCAUGCGCCAGGCGAUCUCCAACUAUGCGUCCUCCAUAACGGCAGAGGGACUCACGCAGUCUCGGUUCCCCAGCCACGUCCCGCAGAUUAUUGCGGGGUUCAGUCUCUACUGGAUUCUGGCCAUCGCAGACCAUUUUCUGUUCUUCGGGGAUAAGCCAUACACGCGCUCGUUUUUGCCGAGGGUUGAUGGCGUGCUUGAGUUCUUUAACAACCAUAUCGACCACCUCGGUCUUGUCUCUGGUCUUCCACACGAUGUAUGGCAGUACGUCGACUGGGUUGACACCUGGGGUGCAACGGACGAACAGCCCGAUAAAGGCGUUCCGACCUCCGGACGACGAUCAAAUAGACAUACGUAUUUCAGCUUGCUCUACGCGUACGUGCUGCAGCAGGCUGCAAGACUAGUCCGGGACGUCGGGAGACCCGGGUAUGCAGCGGAAUACGAAUCCCGCGCGUUGGCUCUGCAAACCGCCGUCCGGAGACAUUGCUACGAUGGCCACUUCUUCACGGACUCUACGGUCGAUAUUGCGGGUGACGAUGCGUACUCCCAGCAUGUCCAGGUCUUCGCGAUCCUCUCGGGCACCGCGCACCCGUCUGACCGCGCCAGAUUGCUCCGUGCCUCCUUCGCGCCUGGCAGCGGGAAGAUGUUCGCGAAAUGCAGCUACAUGAUGCGCUUCUAUGCGCUUCGCGCAUUCUCUCUCGCGGGCGACGAAGUGUAUGAGUCGUUUUGGCGUGAGUCGGCGUGGACGCCGUAUCGCAGGAUGCUUGCGCAGAAUCUGAGCACGUGGGAGGAAGAUGAUGUGCGGCAGCGGAGUGAUUGUCAUGCUUGGGGGAGUGUGCCGAUAUAUGAGUUCUGUGCUGAGCUUGCGGGGGUUAGGCCGAUUGAGCCCGGGUGUGGGGGUGUGCUUUUUAAGCCGCGCUUGGGGCUGAGUGAGGGGGUUAGGGCGGAGAUUGCGUUGGGAGGGGGGAAUAUGGUGAGUGUGAGGUGGUGGACGGAUGAGGAUGGGGAGGGGGAGGGGGAGAAGGUGGUAAAGAUUGUGCUGCGGUUUGAGAAAGCUGUGAGGGUCGUUGCGCAGUUGCCUGGGGAGGAGAGGGAGGGGCAUGGGGUUGUGGAUUGUUUGAAUCUGAGCUGGAGGGGGCGUGUUUGA